GUCGUUCUUCUGGGCAUCGUAUACGUUUCGAGUGACUUUCAGCGUCUGCUGAGCAGACCCAAUAUAUGCUGUCUACUUAUGCAACUCCCUAGGAUUUGAGCGGCAGCCGUCGUCAGCAGUUCAACAUCAUCGCACUGACGUGAUCUGCUAAGGCAGUGCAUGCUGAACUUUCUGCUGCCCAAGAGAACAAAACGGAUAUUGAUAAGUCAACCAUCAGUUUCACUUCGUUUAACUCACAAGGACUCAACAGCAAACGGAUUUCUUUCCUUUUUGGUAAAUGAAGUCCCACCAAGUGUGGAACGGAGAAGCGACGCCGGCCUUGCUGUAAAAGAAACGCUUCAAACUUUUGCGAAUAAAUCUAAUUCUCAGUGGCUUCAAGUGUCGGACUUUGAUUUCCCCAGCAGCGUGUUUGGAGUCGUGCUGGGUUGGCAGAAAUGGGGACGCGGAUACGUUCCCAUAAACUCACUCUUUUAAUCAUCCCUUUGAUACUUACAUCGCAUUUGCUUAAUGUGGUUCAGAGCUCUAAAGUGUGGGAUGAGGUGCCUUUCCCAGAAGGUUUAGAGGAGGAAAACACGCGGCCGGGAGGUUAUGUGGAUGAUGAAGAGUACUAUGAUCCUUCAGGAGAUGUAAGUGGAGAAGAGGAUGGAAGCACCCCUGAGCCGAGCACAGUUGAACCAGGCACACCUAUUACAAUUUACUAUCGGGCACUGGUGAACUUCACAAACUCAUUCCAGUAUGGGCCUGAACUUGAUGACAUCUCCUCUCCUGCUUUCAUAGAGAUAUCAUCUGCUGUCGUCGAUACGCUUGAGUCUGACUACAAUAGGAUACCAGGACAGCAGUCCGUCAAUGUGGUUCUCAUUAAGAAAAUUGGCAAAGAUGUGUUUGUGGAGCUGGACGUCGGCUCGGAUAAUAACUUUAAUGAAACACAGAUCAGAGAUGUCCUGUCCUCAGUGGUUAAAGAGGGCACCAUUGCCUCUUACGAUACCUCAGUAAAAGGCUUCCAGUUCAGACGGCUUGGAGAAGUGAUUUCCAGUGCCAGAGAAUGUUUGUCAGAUGAGUUCAGAUGUCAGGAUGGGCUUGCGUGUAUCCCUGUGGUGUAUGUGUGUGACAAACGGCCUGACUGCAUUGACUUCAGUGAUGAAAUGAACUGUGUUGUUCCUGUACGUCCUACUCCACCUACGCCUCCUAAAACCAGACCCCCACCUGGCCCAGGACCCUGCCGUGCAGACCAGGCCACCUGUCAGAACGGACAGUGCAUCUCACGGGACUACGUGUGUGAUGGGGAAACAGACUGCGCUGAUGGCAGCGACGAGUUCAAUUGUGGAACUCCAACUCCCUGUGAACCCAAUGAGUUUAAGUGUCAGAACGGCCGCUGUGCCCUGAAACUGUGGCGUUGUGAUGGGGAUAAUGACUGUCAGGACAACUCAGAUGAGAUGAACUGCCCCACUAAAGGUCCGGGGGACACAUGUGCCCCAGAGCAGUUUGUGUGUUUGUCUGACCGCACAUGCAUUCCUGCCAGCUACCAGUGUGACGAAGAGCCGGACUGUCCCGACCGCUCUGAUGAAUAUGGCUGUGCACCUCCCAUUGUGACCGUCCCACCAGAAGAGUCCAUCGUAGUAUCGCGGGGGGAAACUGCGACCUUUACUUGUUCUGCCAUUGGUGUGCCUGUUCCCAUCAUCACAUGGCGUCUUAAUUGGGGACACAUACCAACCAGUAGCAGAAUCACAACGAGCAGUGAGAAUGGGCGAGGAACGCUCACCAUCCGUGACGUGAAGGAAGGUGACCAGGGCGCGUACAGCUGUGAGGCCAUCAACGCUAAAGGCCUAGUGUUUGCCAUUCCUGAUGGGGUCCUCAGCCUGUCUCAGAGACCAAAACCAGGUACUGCACCAGCUCCAUAUGGUAACUGCAAUGAUGGGCACUUUAGCGUGGGCCAUCACUGCAUGCCAUGCUUCUGUUUUGGCAUCACAAAGAACUGUCGGAGCACCAGUCGCUACCGCAGCCAAAUCACACUGCGCUUCACAGAGGACGAUGACUUCAAAGGAGUCAAUGUGUCACUUCCUAAUCAUCCAAGCACUCCACCACAUCUCUCCAAAACUCAGAUGUUGAUCAAUCCAGAGAGUGAGUUCCAGCUAGUUGAUCUGUCUCGCCAUUUCUUCGAACAAGACUCUUAUUGGACUCUGCCUCGCCAGUUCCUGGGCAACAAGGUCGACUCGUAUGGAGGUCAUCUGAAGUUUAAGGUGAGAUACUCACUGCAGCGAGAUGGAUCUCAACCAAAGGAGAAACCUGAUGUUGUGCUGAGCGGCAACGGGCAGAAACUUAUUUACCGUAGAGGCGACCCAACUUCACCUGACACAAUCAACCAUAGAGAGAUCAAGUUUACAGAGGAAAACUGGCAGCACUCUUCAGGAAGAGCAGUAACUCAUGAUGACCUCAUGAUGACCUUGGCCAACUUGGAGCGCAUCCACAUUCGCACCAUUUAUGAUAACCGCAUGUCCAGUGUCAGUCUGAGUGACAUCAGCAUGGAUACCACCACCAAAGAGUUCACCCCGCAGGGGACCCCAGGAGACGUGGAGGAGUGCAGAUGUCCUGCUGGGUAUUCAGGCCUGUCUUGUGAGUCCUGCUCCCCUGGUUUCGAGCGGGUACCUGGACCCUACCUAGGCAUCUGUGCAGGCUGCAACUGCAAUGGUCAUGCCAGUGCCUGUGACCCUAUUAGUGGACACUGUCUGAGUUGUCAGCAUAACACAGAAGGACCUCAGUGUGACAAAUGCAAGCCAGGCUUCUUCGGUGACCCAAGUCGAGGACGAUAUGAUGACUGCAAACCCUGUCCUUGUCCAUACACAGAGACGUCUCGACGAUUUUCAGAUACUUGCUUCCUGGACCAUGACAAGCAGCCAACAUGUGACGCCUGCAGACCCGGUUACACAGGGCGACGUUGUGAGAGAUGUGCUCCAGGAUAUGUUGGCAACCCUAUUCAGCCCAAUGGCAAAUGUGUCUUUUCUACUAGCCCAAAGUGUGAUAACAGAGGAACCAUCAAUCCCAUCAGCCAACCAUGCUACUGCAAGACCAAUGUGGUUGGUGCUCUUUGUGAUGAGUGUAAGAAUGGCGCUUUUAAUUUGGCGGCUGAAAAUCCUGAAGGUUGCUUGCAGUGUUUCUGUAUGGGAGUUACAAAACAGUGUGCCAGUUCAACCUGGAGCAGAGAUCAGGUUCGAGGUGGUGUCAAUGGCCAGCUCUUCACCCUUUCCAAUGCAGCAAACACUAGGACCAUCUCUGAGGGCUUCACCCAGAGAGCAAGUACAGAGGUGGUCUACCGAUCCUUCACCAGUAUCCCUAAUGACAUCUACUACUGGGUCCUGCCUCAGAAUUUUAGAGGGGACAAGGUCACAGCAUAUGGUGGAGAACUGCAGUACAGGAUGCAUUAUGAGACACAGGCUCGUUCACUAGUGAUUGAUAGACAACCUGAUGUGGUUCUCCAAGGCAACGGCAUCUUCCUGGAGCAUUAUUCACAGACCAAACCACUUCCUAGAGUACCAGCCACCAUCACUGUGAAUUUUAGAGAGUCUGCAUGGAGACGGUCAGAUGGACAGCCAUGUACUAGAGAGCACCUGCUGAUGGCUUUGGCAGAUAUCAGCUUAUUUAUGAUCAGAGCGACUUAUGCAGACAAUAUGGCUGAGAGCCGUAUCUCCAAUAUACAAAUGGACAUUGCAGUGCCCCAGGCUACAGGAAACGAGAGGGCUCUGGAGGUGGAGGAGUGUGCCUGUCCUCAAGGAUACACAGGACCUUCUUGCCAGGACUGUGAUGUCGGCUACACCCGUACACCGGGACUUUAUCUUGGCACCUGUGAGAAGUGUGACUGCCACGGGCAUGCCAGUGGCUGUGAUUCAGAGACUGGAGGAUGCUUGAAUUGCCUACAUAACACUGUUGGGAGCCGUUGUGAAAACUGCCUCCCUGGUUUCUAUGGAAAUCCAAGGACUGGUGAUCCACAGGCAUGUAGACCCUGUCCUUGUCUAGGACACUCUAGUAGCCAGCCUUUAUCUUGUUACUUGGACUCAGAUGAAGAGCCCACAUGUGAAUGUCCUGUUGGUUAUACUGGAAGACACUGUGAAAGAUGUGCCCCAGGAUAUACUGGCAAUCCCCAACUUGGACAAAGAUGCACUCCAGGCGACGGUAAUGGUGAUUGUUACCGCUGUGACCAAAGUGGUAGCGAGGGAUGUAGCGGAACUGGAAUCUGUCGCUGCAAGAUGAACGUUGAGGGUUCAACAUGUUCCACUUGCAAGCAAGGGACCUUUUACCUCAGUCCUGCUAACAAUGAUGGCUGUCUGUCCUGCUUCUGCAUGGGCGUCACCCAGCAGUGCUCCAGCUCCAGACACUAUAGAGAUGUGGUUUCCACCAUUUUUGCCCCUGGCAACUACCAAGGUUUUGCUCUUGUAAACCGCCAGCGCACCAACCGAGUUGAUGGUGGCUUCUCUGUAGAGCUGUCCACAGAUGGAACACAACUCUCCUACACUAACUUUGACUAUCUUGGACAGGAGCCACACUAUUGGCAGUUACCCAGCAUUUAUCGGGGAGACAAGGUUGGUGCGUAUGGUGGAAAGCUGAAAUACACUAUAUCCUUUGUGCCAGGACCCCGAGGUUCUCCAAUAGAAGAUGCUGAUGUUCAGAUUAUUGGUAAUGACAUCACGCUGGUGGCACGGCAACCAUGGAGAAGCGGGCAUGGAGCCAGAGAGUCACAGGACUUUGAGAUUGUUUUCAGAGAGGAACACUGGCAGCGUCCCGAUGGCAUGCCGGCUACCCGAGAACACCUGAUGAUGGUGCUCGCAGACCUCGAUGACAUCUUGAUCCGUGCCUCGUAUCACACAGAGAUGCGCUCCUCCAGUAUUUCAGGGGUCCUCAUGGAUACCGCUGUGCCUGAGUACACUGGCCUGGCCCAGGCUUUGGAGGUGGAGCAGUGCCAGUGUCCUCCUGGUUACCAUGGUCUGUCCUGCCAGGACUGCGCACCUGGAUACACUCGCACAGGAGGAGGCUUGUACCUUGGCCACUGUGAGCCGUGUGAAUGUAAUGGCCACACAGACUCCUGUCACCCAGAGACUGGCAUCUGCACGAACUGCCAGCACAACACCAAGGGUGAGCUCUGUGAACAGUGUGCUGACGGCUUCUUUGGAGAUCCAACUGCUGGAACUCCUGAAGACUGCCAAGCAUGUGCCUGCCCCGGCACUGACCCUGACAACCAGUUCUCUCGUACCUGUGAAAGUCUGGGUAACGGAGGCUACCGGUGCACUGCCUGUCAGCCCGGCUACACUGGCCAGUAUUGUGAACGCUGUGCGUCUGGUUAUGUUGGAAAUCCACAAGAGAGAAUCCCCUGCCGUAGUGCUGCUGCGUCUCUGGAGGUGAAGGUGAUUCCAGAAAGGGUUCAGGUGGCGCAGGGAAUCCCAGUCACUCUCAGGUGCCAGGUGUCUGGAUAUCCACCACACUAUUUCCACUGGUCUCGUGAGGAUGGACGCCCAAUCUCCAGCACAGCAGUGAGACGCAGACAAGGAGUGGAGUUGCAUUUCCCCAGUGUGCUCCACAGUGAUGCUGGCAUUUACAUCUGCACCUGCCAAGACCAGCGUAGCUACAAUCGAAGCAAAGCAGAGAUUGUUGUUACAACCUUACCAUCCAAACCGAUUGAAGUCUUUAUUGAGGAGCCCAAAUCACAGCGUGUGAAUGUGGGAUUUACAGUGAGCUUCAUCUGCACAGCCAAAAGCAAGCUGCCAGCGUACACACUUGCUUGGACCCGCCAGGGCAUCGACAAGCUGCCUAACCGGGCCAUGGAUUUCAAUGGAAUCCUGACCAUUCAGAAUGUGCAGCCUGAGGAUGCAGGCAUCUAUAUUUGCACGGGCUCCAAUAUGAUUGGAAUGGAUGAGGGCACAGCCAAACUCAAUGUCCCAGAGGCUUCUCAGUCACAGAUGUUUUACACAACCUAUGAGAUGUUUGAAGGACAUAGAAAGCCUACUGAAGGCGCCCAGCCGGUGGCCACAGUAAAUCCACCUGUGCUGACAGUCCAACAGGGCCAGCGGGCAGAGUUCCGCUGCACAGUGACCGGCAACCCCACUCCUGCUGUGGAAUGGAUAGGUGGUCCUGGAAAACGAAUUGGGUCAAAAGCUGUCAUUCGUAAUGGGCUGCUGACCAUCCCGUCGGUGGAUCACGUGGAUGAGGGCGAGUACAUUUGCAAGGCUCUGAACACACAUGGCGAGCACACAGCCCGAGGAGUUCUUCAUGUUCAAAGUACAGGUCAAUCUCACGGUCUACCCCAAGUACAAGUGAGCCCUCCACGGAUGGAAAUUCACGAGGGUGAAACUUUACGGGUGUACUGCAGGGCCGUUGGCAGUCCAACCCCUGCCCUCACAUGGAAGAAGAGAGGUGGUUCACUUCCACCACAGGCAAUUCCUUCUCACGGUUUCCAUCAAUUUAAAAGCAACAGUCUCGAUGUGUUACAGAGACGUAUUGAGGAGCUACAGGCCAGCGUGGAGCGCACUGAUCUCAGCACUCUGUUCGUACCCAAUAUCAGGUCAUCUGAUGCAGGAACAUAUCUCUGUGUUGGAACCAACACUGUUGGUUCUUCAGAGGCACAUAUAGAUGUCUUUAUCAAAAGAGGAGAAAUCAUCCCCUCUGGAGUCACCAUCCAGCCCUCUAUUGCUUCAGUAAUGGAGGGAGAGACUCUAGAUCUCAAUUGCAUUGUCCCAGGAACCUCUGCAGCAUCUGUCAGGUGGAGCAGGGCAGGCGGCUUGCUGUCAUCCAAUCAUCAGGUUUUGGGAACUCAGUUGCGGAUCCUGCAGGCCUCUGCAGAUGACACUGGAGAAUAUAUCUGUCAGGUCGAGGGUGGCCCAUUCCCCCAUCAGGCUUCUGUAUCUGUGUCUGUGACGCCCCGUAAGUCUCCUAGAUUGAUGAGAAACAGGGAACUAUUCAUGUUAUGCAGAUCAUUAACCAAACAUGCUGUUAUGUGGGCAGGGGCUGUUUCAUAAUGUUGUCUAAUGUCAAUCUUCACAUUUAAGUAAACAGACAAAUUUUCAAAUCCCCUUAAUCUCUGUGUCAAGAAUUCAUUUUCAGAAAUAAUCAUUUCAAUUAGUGCACUCCAUUUUUCUGAUGUUCAGAUUCUUUUGUUGUCCCAUUUUAGGAACCUAUUCUUAUAUUGUUGUCUGAUUUCAUUUUUAGAAUCUCCUAGGGCUGUAGUGACCCCUGCAGGACCGGUGCGAAUCAGGAUCGGCGAUCCCAUUAAUCUCGAAUGCCAGGCUGCUGGAGAGCCAAGACCCUCUGUCAGAUGGCACAGACUAGACAACAACCGCAAGACGAUGCUGAGCAGCCCCGUGUCGGCAGAUUCCAGUGCUUUCAUGCAGAUCUUAGUUGCACGGCCUGAAGACAGUGGCACAUAUGUGUGCACUGCACAGAACAACCAAGGCACAACUGAAACUCGAGUGGAGGUGUUUGUUGAAGGAGGGCCUCAGGUGCCGACUGUUCCCCAAGUUAGCGUACUUGAGCCUAUGAUAGUUGUGGUAGAGGGAUCAAGUGCAACACUUCAUUGUGAUGCCCAUGGAUUCCCAAAGCCCACCAUCACAUGGUCUAAAGAACGGUCUUCUUUGCCUUGGAGACACAAAAUUGUUGACAACAGCCUGAUCUUAACUAAUGUGGGCCGUCAGGACUCUGGUCAAUAUCUCUGCAGCGCCACUAACCACAUGGGCACCAGUGUAGUCACCAUCAUGCUGGAAGUAGACACUCCACCCUAUGCCACUUCCUUGCCCGAUGACGUGUCUGUACGAGUGGGUGAAGUAAUCCGACUGCAGUGCCUGGCCCAUGGCACCACGCCCCUGCGAUAUGAGUGGACCAAGGUCAAUGGCAGCUUGCCUCCUACUUCUCAGCAGCAACAAGGAGACCUCCAGAUCAAUCUGGCCAAAGAGAGCGAUGCUGGGACAUAUAAGUGUGUGGCCAGCAAUAAGGUUGGCAAGAGUGAAGCGCUGGCCAAAGUCUCUGUCAGAUCACCCCUGUCAGUGAAAGUGUCCCCACAGGUGGAGGUGAAGGCUGUGAGCAGCGCUGUGGAGUUUACCUGUGCUGCUAAAGGAGGGUCUCACAUUGAGAUUGAGUGGCUGAAGGAGGGAGGAUUUCUUCCACCAAAUCAUCACAUUAAAGACGGAGUGCUCAGGAUCGAGAACCUUGAGCAAAGCAAUGAGGGAAUCUAUACCUGCAGAGCUACAAGUGUGUUUGGAGAGGCUCAGGACAGUGGCAAACUCACCAUUCAAGCUCUACCCAAAGUGAUGAUCAACGUGCGCACAUCAGUACAGACGGUGAUGGUGGGCAGCUCAGUGGAGUUUGAGUGUCAUGCGAUCGGUGAUCCUGAGCCCACGGUGCGCUGGAGUAAAGUGGGAGGCUCUCUUCCCGACCAUGUGGAAAUAAGGGGGAACAUCCUGAGGAUAGUUCGUGUGGUUGAGUCAGAUUCAGGACAGUACCGCUGCACCGCCACUAAUAAUGUUGGCUCGGAGUAUAGCCAGGUGCUUCUUAAUGUCCAGUCCUUGCCUCAGAUUUCUGAUCAGCCUGAGUCAGUGGAAGUAGCAGUUGGCUCUGAUGCUGUCUUGUCUUGUAUUGCGUCUGGAUACCCAGUCCCAACCAUCACAUGGUCAAAGGUGGAGAAUGAGUUACCCCCUAAGUGCAGACACGAUGGACAUGUCCUGACAGUCCCUAGUGUCACACACUCAGAUGCAGGAAAGUAUGUGUGUACAGCUGCUAAUAAGCAAGGCAAAGUUGAGGCCUUCACUAAACUCUUGGUUCAUGAGAGAGUGAUGCCCUAUUUUACCCAGGAACCACUCUCGUACCUCACACUCUCCACUAUCAAAAACCCCUACAAAGCAUUCAGCAUCAGUAUUACCUUCAAGCCAGACAAUGCUGAUGGGCUCAUUUUGUAUGCCGGUAUGAUUCUUUAUAAUGGACAAAUGAAGACCACUGGUGCUGAUUUCAUGUCUUUUGGGUUGGUGGGUGGCCGUCCUGAAUUCAGGUUUGAUGUGGGCUCUGGUAUGGCAAAUAUACGUUACCCUAUUUCCAUUAAACUGGGGGAGUUCCACACUGUGAAUCUCUAUAGGAAUCAGACUCGAGGCUCUCUUGUUGUGGAUGGAGAAGCUCCUAUAAAUGGAACCUCACAGGGAAAAUUCAAGGGCCUUGACCUGAAUGAGGAGCUUUUUGUGGGCGGUUAUCCAAACUACAGCAUGCUUGCUAAAACUGCAGGCCUCAAGACAGGGUUUGUUGGCUGUAUCAAGCAGCUGAUUAUCCAAGGUGAUGAGGUCAUUUUCAAGGACCUUAAUAAAAGUUCCACCGGAGUUUCAAAUUGUCCCACUUGCGAGGACUUCCCAUGUAAGAAUAGUGGAAUAUGUGAGAACUCUACAGCCAGUCUCUACAAAUGCAGUUGCCAGAUAGGAUACACCGGAAGCAACUGUGAGCAUCAGUCUGCCUCGCACUGUCACACAGAUGCCUGUGGACUAGAUGCCACCUGUAUUAACCAACCCAGGGGUUCGGGCUACAUCUGCCGCUGUCACUUGGGCAAAUCUGGAAACAAGUGCAUGGAUGGUACCCUGGUAAGAACGCCAUUGUUUGAUGGAGACAAGUCUUAUAUUGCAUAUCCUCCUCUUACUAAUAUUCACGACGACCUCCGGAUUGAGAUGGAGUUCAAGCCCAUGGAUUCAGAUGGGCUGAUGUUCUUCGGCAGUGGCAAAAGUAUGAAAGUUGAGGACUUUGUGACGUUAUCCAUGGUGGACGGACACAUUGAGUUCCGAUAUGAACUUGGAACAGGUCAAGCAGUUCUGCGCAGUCAGGAGCCCGUGUCUCUGGGUCAGUGGCAUCGCGUGGUGGCCGAGCGGCUCAAAAAGGACGGUUCCUUGAAGGUGGACCAUGCACGAGAGAUCACAAGGUCCUCUCCAGGCAAUGCCCAGGGCCUUAAUAUCCAUACACCCAUGUAUCUGGGAGGAGUGCCCAGCAUGGACAUCCUGCCAAAACCCGCAAAUGUUAGCAUGCUCUUUGAUGGAUGCAUAGGAGAGGUCUUCAUCAAUGGAAAGAAGUUGGAUCUAUCAUACAGCUUCAUAGAGAGCAGAGCCAUCAGCCAGUGUAAAGAUGGCAACCCAUGUGACCGCAGGCCUUGUCUGCACGGAGGCACCUGUAUUGCCAGUGCAGAGUACGAGUACCAGUGCCUCUGCGUUGAAGGAUACUACGGUGACCGUUGUGAAAUAGUGAAGGAGAGCUGUCGAGAAUCCUCUCAGUGCCAGUACGGUGGCAGUUGUGUGAAUAACCACUGUGUGUGUCCCGCUGGCUACACAGGUCGGCACUGUGAGAAAGGGCAGGAGACCAGCUUCACCGAGGCACCGUGGAAUUUGGAGGGUAGUUGGAGAAAUGACUCUCCUAUUGAAUAUUCUGCAUAUUUCCAUGAUAAUGGAUAUCUGGCUCUUCCAAAGCCUAUGUUCCCCCGAAGUGCUCCUGACUUUCCAGAGACCAUUGAGUUAGAGAUCAACACUGCCUCUAAAGACGGCCUCAUCCUGUGGCAGGGAGUGGAACUGGGAAGUCAAGGAAAAGGGCAGGACUUCAUAAGUAUUGGUUUACAAAAUGGACAUAUUGUGUUUAGUUACAAGCUGGGCAGUGGAGAGGCUCAGAUUCAUUCCAGUAAGCCUGUCAAUGAUGGACGGUGGCACAUGAUCACUGCAGUCCGAACGGGUAAGCAGGGCUACCUUCAGAUCGAUGGAGGAUCUGUCCAACAUGGGCAAUCUCAAGGCAAAAGCAUCAUGGUGAACACCAAGGGCAAUAUAUACCUGGGUGGAGCUCCAGACAUGAAAGCAUUGACCGGUGGCAAGUACUCAUCAGGUAUCACAGGCUGUGUGAAAAACCUCUCACUGAUGAACGCUCGUGCGGGAGAAAAUCCAGCGCGACCUAUCGACCUGCAGGUCCACGCAGAGGAGGGCAUCAAUGUGGAGCGCUGCUUAACAUAGACGCAGUACUACAACACUAGCAGAAAAAAGACCCCUCAGCCACAUUCACACUGAGGAACAUGCAUUUCUCAGACGCUUACAGGACAAACUACAGUCACACUUACACAGAGACAUACACUAAUAUGUGUUUCUUGGUGCUUCACCGCAACCAGAAAAACACACAAGAAAGGAUUCUUUGCUCUGAGCUGCAUUAAACCAAAAAGAAAAAGAGAAAGACAAAUUAAUGAUAUUAACAAGUCUUCAGUAUUUCAGUGUUUUAUGCUCAAUCAAGGACCUACAGUAUUAACACAGAAGCUCUGUUUACGUAUUCUGAACAGUAGCUUUUUUACCCAUGAGAAAAAGAUGACAAAAAUGUUUUAAAAAAUAAACACGAUGAGCCUUC
Carassius carassius (crucian carp) is the source of this 11370-nucleotide messenger RNA. RefSeq names its product basement membrane-specific heparan sulfate proteoglycan core protein-like. The transcript is spliced from 79 exons. Lineage: Eukaryota; Metazoa; Chordata; Actinopteri; Cypriniformes; Cyprinidae. The record is from RefSeq and is a predicted model, not a curated record. Gene Ontology annotation, molecular function: protein binding; calcium ion binding.